AGAGAACAGCCUGGACAACAUCCACACUGUUCUGAGCGUAUGCGAGAUGAUGCAGAGAGAGGUAAUCACACGACAGAUGCUGGACCUGGUGCGGACAGUUCAAGGGAUUACGGAGUCCAGCAUUGAAGACGCUGUCUCUGUCUUGUCGUCACCAUCAACAGACACAUCACUACCAUCACCUGACCCUGCCACAGACACAUCACUUCCAUCACCAGAUCCUGCCACAGACACAUCACUUCCAUCACCAGAUCCUGUCACAGACACAUCACUUCCAUCACCAGCUCCUUUCACAGACUCAUCACUACCAUCACCAGAAUCUGCCACAGACACAUCACUACCAUCACCAGAUCCUGUCACAGACACGUCACUACCAUCACCAGAAUCUGCCACAGACACAUCACUGCCAUCACCAGAUCCUGCCACGGACUCAUCACUACCAUCACCAGAUCCUGUCACAGACACGUCACUACCAUCACCAGAUCCUGUCAUGUACUCAUCACUACUAUCACCAGAUCCUGUCACAGACACGUCACCACCAUCUCAAGUACUGGUUUUUGACCUGGAGCCAUCAGUCAGCUCACCCCCGUUAUCAUCAAGAGGAGACCUGGCCACACUUGUAAAUACAGCCCCAAUGACACCGGCAUCCAAUGAUCACCCCACAGUAUCCGCUACAACUCCAUCCUGCAUGAAGGAAGGGCCCUUGACACCGACAACUGGGAUCCUGCCAUUCUUCAAGCUUGCUGGACAGAAGAUCGCCGGUCUGAAUCAGAUGUCCUCACCAUGCAAGAACACAUGUCCCUAUCAUGCUCAGAGACGAAAAGGCUUGAAGUUUCAACCUUCCCAUGAGAAUGAGACAGACGCCCUAACAGACAGGAAUGAUAAGCAGAUACCCAUGAACGAGCGGGUGACUCUUCCGCCAAGGCAGGCAACAGAUGAGGUGACCACACAUCCAUCAACUCCACCAUCUUCUAUCCUGACCUGCAAACCAUUCCUCUGUUCAAAUAGCUUCACUCCAAACAAAGCACCAGUGACAGAUGCUUCACAAGCAACAUCUGUAAGGAAAGCAGGCACCACAGUCCCAAAAUCAAGGCAUCCCCCAAGUCCACUUGCAGCCUCAGCAAGUCAAUCACACACAUUCCAAACAUGGAAGGCAUCCUUCAUGAAGGCCCACACACCAAAGCAGAAGAUGUUGAAAGUAAAACCCUUCCAGAUGACACCAGACAUGAGAACAUUGAAUAAGGAUUCAUGGAGGAAACCAUUGAUGCAGGAUGUGAUGGAGUCGGAUGAGACAACUGUACCACACGAGCAUGAAUCAACCAGACAUCGAAGCAAGGCAACUGAAGACUCACCCAAGACGAGGAACAUGUCUUCCCAACUGCCAUGGAGGCUGGCUAGUAAAUCCAAGUCACUGUUGCAACCCUUUGGAGCCUCCCCCCUGUCUCAGUCUUCACCAGCAUUGUGUUCUGUGAUAUUGGCAUCUGUGGUUGCACGUCCAGGGUCAUGUAGGGACCCAGAGACCAUACGAGAAAGAACAAGAAAUGCUAAUAUUUUGAUGAUGAAUGAAUCCGAGGAAGGAGAGAACAGUUUUGGCAGUGGGUUUUGGGACCUCCGGACAACCAUGCCUGAUUCACAGAACAAGGAGACUGUAACAGACAAUGACAUCCACGAAGGAAAUACCAAGUCUGUUGCCUUUCCAUCAACAUUGCCACUGCCUCUGUCAGACAAUUCAGUGCCCGAUGCAUCACCAACUUUUGAGAGUGCAAAAAGAAAGCUUUUCUACAAUGAAAACAGAACUGUUCCUCUGAAGAAACGCUUCAACCCAAAUUUCAGUGAGUUGGCAAGAGACCAUACUCCACACAAGACCUCUGCAUCCCAAGGGAAGCCAUGCACUCCCCAUGGGAAGUCGACUUCCCCCAAAAAGAAAUCUGGCAUUCAUGGGAAGCCAAACACCCCCAAAAAGAAAUCUGGUGUUCCUGGGAAGCCGAACACCCCCAAAAAGAAAUCUGGUGUUCAUGAGAAGCCGAACACUCCAAAGAAGAAAAGUGGAGUCUGUGGGAAGCAGGUCACUCCCCACAGAAAGUACCAGGAGAGGAAAUCAUGCAUCGAGGAGACGUCACGGACAUCAAGAGCACGACUGCCAAUACAGAGUGCCAGUCUAGAGGAGGAGUCGGUGCUGCAGCUGGAGGAAAUGCUCACAGCCUUCAUGACGGGGAGGAAGCAGGCAACGACAAAGAUCCUGCCCCCUGCCAAGCAAAACCAGCUGAUUGAGUUUGCCGGCCUGUGCUACAUCUCGGCUACGAGGACUGCUGGAGGUGUACGACUCAGGAAAACAAGUGCUAGUCGAGCCCCCAUUCCCCUGGACAGAGAGUGGAUGUUGUCCUAGCAACAGGUGACAACCGACAACAUCAUCUAGGGUUGCCCUAACAGCCAACAGCAUCUACAGUGUUGUCCUAUCUACCAGUGUAGACGUUUGCAAUAACCUUUGCCAGCAACACCAGACACUUGUUGCUUAUUUUCUACAAGCCUACCGCAUUGGAAUCAGUAGUAGAAUACCCACUAGUUUAGGAAGCAUUCCCAGUGACUGAUACAAUUGUGUAUCACACUAAGGCAUAUAUCUGCCAUAAUAUACCAUUCCAAUACAGCCAUGAUAUAAACACUAUACUCAUCAUACUGAUUGUUGAUGAAAACUGUUACCUGUGCCUUUCCACGAAAAAAGUACAUACUAGCAUCCUUAAGAACUGAUACGUUAUAUUUAUGAAAGUUUGCCUUGCUGAUAGAUGUGUUAACAAUGUCAUGGCCAUAAUAUGUGAAUUGAUAGGUUGGUUACUGGAAAAACGAGUACCAGGUAUAUUGUUUGCUACAAAUCAGUCCAAAGGCAACGUGCAGCCAAACCCUCAAGGACACUGAUCCCAUUGGAAAGCUGAUAUUACCUCAUGUUGAUUUUACCAGGAACUUUCCUAGUCAUCUGUUUUGCAUGUUGACGCAAUGUACUUACUUAGCAGUUAGCAGGGCUUGUUUUUACAAUAAAAGAAUUGA
Messenger RNA from Haliotis rufescens (red abalone), 3036 nucleotides. Its product is annotated as flocculation protein FLO11-like. NCBI's taxonomy places the organism in Eukaryota, Metazoa, Mollusca, Gastropoda, Lepetellida, Haliotidae. The record is from RefSeq and is a predicted model, not a curated record. The transcript has 5 exons. The coding region runs from base 47 to 2383 and encodes 778 amino acids.